Komagataella phaffii GS115 is the source of this 1626-nucleotide messenger RNA. RefSeq names its product Putative RNA binding protein. The coding region runs from base 1 to 1626 and encodes 541 amino acids. Gene Ontology annotation, cellular component: cytoplasmic stress granule. Gene Ontology annotation, molecular function: mRNA binding. Gene Ontology annotation, biological process: mRNA splicing, via spliceosome. The transcript has a single exon. Lineage: Eukaryota; Fungi; Ascomycota; Pichiomycetes; Pichiales; Pichiaceae. The record is from RefSeq and is a predicted model, not a curated record.
AUGUCAUUCUUUCCUCCCCAGUUCCAAAAAACCAAUAACUCCCAGGAUUCAACGGGCCGUGAGUCAUUUGAUUUGAAUGGCCAGUUUGACUAUCCUGAACCUCAUAAUUUGAAUGUCGAAUCAGGGAUCUUGGGUAGAUCAGUACCUCAGUUUGGCUCUGUAGCCGAACAAGACAUUUACCACGGAAGCCCUUUGGAUUUGGCUAAUAGCAUGGAAGCUCUCAGCUUGGAUAAAUCUGGCCCACAGCACUUCAAUGGGGGCUUUUCCCGGCCCAUCAAUGGUUCCGCCGACUCAUUAGCCGCUCCAUCCCGUACCGUUUAUCUGGGUAACGUUCCGACUGAUCUGACACCAAAGGAACUGUUGGACCAUGUCAGAUCGGGUGUGAUUGAAAGCUGUAAGAUUUUACCUGAGAAGAACUGCGCAUUUAUUUCAUUUUUAGAUGAAAACUCCGCCAUGCUUUUCCACUCGGACGCUAUCCUGAAAAGACUGACUAUCAAACAGAAUGAUAUUCGCAUUGGAUGGGGAAAUCAGACAGACUUGCAUCCCAUCGUUCAUGAAGCUGUCUCCAAACACAAUGCUACAAGAAAUGUUUAUCUGGGACACCUUCCGCCUGACAUCACCAUUGACGAGAUAUACACUGACUUGUACAUUUAUGGCGAAAUUGAGGUCAUUAAAGUUAUCAGUGAAAAAAGAAUUGCAUUUGUUCAUUUUACUAGCAUUUUGAGUGCUGUUAGAGCAGUCCAAAAUCUGCCACUUAAAAACCCCAAGUACGCCACUAGAAAAGUGUUUUAUGGUAAGGAUAGAUGUGCAUUUAUCACCAAGACUCAGCAACACAAUGCCGCCCAAUAUUUGGGACUGGACCCCAACCUUGAAAAUUAUUUUUUGAACAAUGUUGAUCCAGACUUUAUAUCAACUGCAUUAGUGCAACAAUCCAACGCAGCAGCUGCUAUUGCCACUCAGGCUGGCGGAGUUAACAACCUGGGCAAUAGAACUGUCUAUCUGGGAAGCUUGCAACCAGAUGUUACCGUUGAGGAAGUUUGCAAUGUUGUACGUGGAGGUAUAUUAGAGAAGGUUAGGCUAAUCUAUGAGAAGUAUGCCUGUUUCAUCACAUUUAUCGAUCCCAUUGCUGCUGCCCAGUUUUUUGCAAUGAGCAGUCUCCAUGGGUUGAUUAUCCGUAACAGGAAAGUCAAAAUUGGUUGGGGGAAACACAGUGGUCCUCUACCUAAUGCCCUUACGUUGGCUGUAAGUAACGGUGCGUCUCGUAACUUGUACAUCGGGGGCCUAGAUCUUGAUGAUAAUGGAGAAGUGUGUGAGGGAGAACCAAUCAAGACUGAAAAUGGACCAAGCACGUCUAAGAAAGUUAUUGAGUGUGCUAAGAAACUACGAGCUGACUUUGAAGUUUUUGGAGAGAUUGAACAGAUCAACUUUUUUGUAGAAAAGGGAUGUGCUUUUGUCAACUUUUCAAACAUCUCCAAUGCAAUUAAAGCUAUUGAUGGAAUUAAGUAUAACAAGGACUAUGAAGGACUGAAAAUUAAUUUUGGAAAGGAUCGUUGUGGAAAUAUUCCUAAGCAAUUCAAUAAUAAUCAUAACAUUGCAACCAAUGAUUUUAGGAGAAUGGAUAACUAA